Molecule: messenger RNA, 927 nt
Organism: Verticillium dahliae VdLs.17
Lineage: Eukaryota; Fungi; Ascomycota; Sordariomycetes; Glomerellales; Plectosphaerellaceae
Product: aldo-keto reductase yakc
Exons: 4
Coding region: 1-927 (308 amino acids)
Cellular component (GO): cytoplasm
Source: RefSeq, a predicted model, not a curated record
AUGUCUUCCUCGCGCAAGCCUGUCGUGACCAUCGGGAGUGAUGGGCCUACUAUUCCGGCCAUGGGGUUCGGAGCCAUGGGCCUAAGUUAUGGUUAUGGCGCUGGAGGUUCCGAUGAGGAAAGGUUCAAAGUGCUCGACCGGGCGUGGGAGAUCGGCUGUGUCAACUGGGAUACGGCGAUCAGCUACGGCGAUCAGCUAAGGCGACAACGAGGACCUGAUCGAAUUGCAAGAAAUCCCUCGAGACUAGCCUGCGCCGGCUCGGAGUGGAGAGCAUCGACCCUUUACUAUAUGCACCGCGCGAACCCCAGCGUUGCGAUCGAAAAGACGGUCCAGGCCAUGAAGGAGCUUCACCAAGCAGGAAAGAUCAAGGAUCUCGGGCUUUCGGAGGUCUCCUCUGCGACCCUUCGCAGAGCUCACGCCGUUCACCCGAUAGCAGCAGUGCAAAUUGAGUACAAUCCUUGGACGCUUGACAUUGAGGGUCCUUCAGGGACGAACCUGCUCGAUACCUUUAAGGAACUCGGUGUGGCUGUUGUUGCGUACUCGCCGUUGGGACGAGGCAUCUUGACCGGAAAGUACCGAUCCAAAAACGACUUCGAGCCCGGCGAUGUUCGCCACUACCUGGAGAGAUACCAAGACGAGAACUUCCGGAAGAACCUGGUCCUCGUGGACAAAUUCGAACAGGUUGCCAAACGAAAGGGUUGUACAUUAGGCCAGCUCGUCCUCGCAUGGCUCGUGGCCCAAUGGGACAAGGUGAUUGUGAUUCCUGGAACGAAGAAGAUCAAGUAUCUGGAAGAGAACUUUGAUUCUGGAAAGGUAGAGAUCACAUCAGAGGAGGAGCGUGAGCUUCGGGAGCUGGUCUCAAGUAGCGGUAUCAGCGGCAGCCGGAACCCUUUCUUUGGCCAGUUCGUGGACACAGUUUCGUUAUAG